Telopea speciosissima is the source of this 2836-nucleotide messenger RNA. RefSeq names its product putative respiratory burst oxidase homolog protein H. Lineage: Eukaryota; Viridiplantae; Streptophyta; Magnoliopsida; Proteales; Proteaceae. Gene Ontology annotation, molecular function: NAD(P)H oxidase H2O2-forming activity; peroxidase activity; calcium ion binding. The transcript has 15 exons. Gene Ontology annotation, cellular component: plasma membrane. The record is from RefSeq and is a predicted model, not a curated record. Bases 248 to 2806 code for a protein of 852 amino acids.
CAUCCAUGGUGUCCAUAUGUCUUGCAAAGCUGAAUGGUGAACUUGGUAGUGGAUCAUCAGACAAGAAUUGCUCAAAAAAUUGUAUGGAUUUGCAUCUCACAAGGGUUUCUCCUUGGUUGCUCUCCUGAUCUACACUUAACUAAUUUACUCCAACAACCACAUUCCAUCGUGGCUUAGAUCUACCCCUCCUUGACUCAAGUUCCAACUUCACUUGAGAAGACGAUAUAGAUUAUAGACUGUAUUGCUGAUGGAUGGUUCAGGAGAUCCAGUUCACUCUGAUUCUUCACACUGGAUACUUGAGAGCAUUGCGAUUGCUGAAGGUAUGGAGCAGACGGCGGACAUUAAUAUUAACAACAUUCAAGUGUCCCCAGAACCAAAAUCCUCCAAAAAAAUGAGCUUCAAGAUAAGCAAAAGCAUUGUGAAAAAUGCCAAUGGAGCUCUGGAUAAGGCCCCACGAUUGGGUAGAGCAUACUCAGGUGCUUCAAGGGGGCUUCAGAGCUUACGGUUUCUCAAUAGGACUACCACAGGUAAGGAAGGUGAUGCAUGGAAGGCGGUUGAGAGGCGGUUCAAUCAGCUAGCAACCGGUGAGAAGCUCUCAAGGGAUAAUUUUGGACGCUGCAUUGGCAUGGGUGAUUCAAAGGAGUUUGCUGUUGAGAUAUUUGAUGCCUUAGCAAGGCGCAAGAACAUAGAUUCCAAGAAUGGUAUAACCAAGGAACAACUAAGGGUGUUUUGGGAGGACAUGUCAGAUCGGAAUUUUGAUUCCCGGCUUCAGAUAUUCUUUGACAUGUGUGACAAGAAUGGUGAUGGGAAACUGUCAGAGGAUGAGGUCAAGGAGGUGAUUCUGUUAAGUGCCUCUGCAAAUAAGCUAACAAAUCUCAAGGGACAUGCCCCAACCUAUGCUGCUCUAAUCAUGGAGGAGCUUGACCCUGACCAUCUUGGAUAUAUAGAGAUUUGGCAAUUAGAAACUCUACUCCGAGGGAUGUUGAAUUCCAACGAAAAUGAGCAUUUUGACAAGAGAAGCCAGAAUCUCUCCAAGACAAUGAUCCCAAAACGAUAUCGAACGCCUGUUAGCAGAUGUUUAAGCAGGGUGUCUGAAUUUAUCCACGACAACUGGAAGAGAAUAUGCCCCAUUGUGAUAUGGUUGAUCAUAAAUUUGACUCUUUUCUCUUGGAAGUUCUACCAAUACAAGUACAAAUCAGCUUUCCAAGUCAUGGGCUACUGUGUCUGCUUUGCCAAGGGUGCUGCGGAGACACUCAAGUUCAAUAUGGCUCUCAUUCUCCUUCCUGUCUGUAGAAACACACUUACUAAGCUUAGAUCAACAUUUCUUGGUAACUUCAUUCCAUUUGAUGACAAUAUCAAUUUUCACAAGGUGAUUGCAGUUGGAAUUGUCACUGGAACUUUGAUUCAUGGAUCUAUGCACAUAGCUUGUGAUAUUCCAAGAUUAGUCUCAUGCCCAAAUGCACAGUUCAUGAAGGAUCUUGGAUCUAAUUUCAAUUACAAGCAGCCCUCCUAUGGUGAUAUCAUGGCUAGCAUUCCAGGUACCACUGGGAUUUCUAUGGUCCUGAUAAUGGCAUUCUCAUUCACACUGGCAACCCAUUCAUUUAGAAGGAAUGUUGUGAAGUUGCCCUGGCCAUUCCACCAUUUGGCAGGGUUUAAUGCUUUUUGGUAUGCACAUCACUUGCUUGUCAUCGUCUACGCCCUCUUGAUAAUUCAUGGUUACUUCCUUUUCCUGACCAAGGAGUGGUACCUGAAGACGACAUGGAUGUAUAUCAGUGUUCCGAUGCUACUCUAUGCUAGUGAGAGAAUGAUCACGUCAUUUGAAAGCAGUGAUCACGUCAAUAUUAUUAAGGCCAUUAUAUAUACAGGGAAUGUCCUUGCACUGUACAUGAGCAAACCACCAGGAUUUAAGUACAUGAGUGGGAUGUAUAUUUUCAUAAAGUGUCCAGACCUAUCACCGUUUGAAUGGCACCCCUUCUCCAUCACUUCCGCACCAGGAGAUGACUACUUGAGCGUUCACAUCCGAACCUUGGGAGACUGGACGACAGCACUCAGAAAACGAUUUGAACAGGCCUGUGAAGAACCGAAUACUCAACAAAGGAGUGGUGGUCUAACUAGAAUGGAAACUACUCUACAAAGGAGGGGUGGUCUAACUAGAAUGGAAACAAAAGCAGUGUCAGAUUUUGAUUAUUCGGAGGACAGAUUCCCUAAAAUCCUUGUCAAAGGACCUUUUGGAGCUCCAGCUCAGAGUUACAAGAAGUAUGACAUUCUCUUGCUCAUUGGUUUGGGUAUUGGAGCAACUCCAUUUAUUAGCAUUCUCAAGGAUCUCCUGAACCAUAUCAAGAUGAAUGAAUAUAACCUAGUAAAUCCAAACUUACAAGGCAAGGAAAAGGGUCCAGGAAGGGCAUACUUCUAUUGGGUUACAAGGGAACAAAGCUCCUUUGAAUGGUUCAAAGGAGUCAUGGAUGAUGUUGCAGAGUUUGAUCACAAUCAUAUCAUUGAAAUGCACAACUACUUGACUAGCGUAUAUGAAGAAGGUGAUGCACGAUCUGCACUUAUUGCCAUGGUGCAGUCAUUGCAACAUGCCAAGAAUGGAGUUGAUAUUGUCUCAGACAGUCGGAUAAGGACGCAUUUCGCUAGACCAAACUGGAGAAAGGUGUUCACUGAUAUGGCUAGUACACACAAAUGUUCUCGGAUAGGAGUUUUCUACUGUGGGGCUCCCACCGUCAGCAAACAACUGAAGAAUCUUUGCCAAGAAUUCAGCCACGCAUCCACUACCCGCUUCCAUUUCCACAAGGAAAACUUCUAGGAUAAAAUUGUAAACAAAAGAAGUUCCAUC